AUUACUGGUGCUCAAAGCUGCAACCCGCAUCUGCAUGUGCAUCUAAGCCUCUCCUUUAAAUUGGUCGGUACAAGCAUAGAACAAAAGAAUUACCACCGCAAUACCUACCUCUAGUAUUCGAACGAAUAAUAGUAGCAUUGACGAGGCUCACAAGCUGCAUCUCAGCUGAGAUUACCUUACGACACACUUGUUAUCUCCUGCACAGCACUACGACUUUACAACCUGACCUGCUUGGUGCUUGUUUGAUAAGAAACUGGUAAGGGAAAUCCGAAUCGCCGAUCAGCUGCUUUAUCCACGCGGAACGUUAUUCAAACAAGAUAGCACCUCACUGCACCUCACUGUAACGCACAAUAUCAAUCUGAACUGGCUAAUUGGCUCAUUGGAGGAUCAAACGAACCAGCAGCCCUCUGGAUUUUUUUUUCUAAAAAAUUCCAAGCGCGUGCAGGUGUUUCUAUCUUUCCCCAUAGCCUCUUUUUCCUUUACCCCCCCUUUAUCAGCAACACCUUCACCGACACUCGAACCCAUCCGAAAUAAAACAGGACUGCAGUUUGCUUAUUUUCAAUUCACUGUUUUAGGUAUCAUCCAUCCAGGACUGCAACCCAGCAGCUGACAACUAGUCUACGCGUUGUCGCGUAGAAGAUGUCUUCUGCUGCAUUGCAGUCAGCUCAUCAGCCCGCCGCUAUACCUACUCUAAAUACACCAUCCCCAGCUACCGCCUCAUCCAACCGCCAAUCUCCUAGCCGUGACGGUCGAUAUGCUGGCCGUGAGAACGCGAACGCUUCCCCUGAAUCUUCAAGACGACCAUCCCGACGACCGAGCGGAAACAGCGCGAGCGCGACGAGCCCAAUCCCGACCUAUCAAGACCAAGUACAAUCAUCUCCGAUGACGUCGAGAUCCGCGCUGGCCUCGCCAGUACCCGUAGCAGGUACUCCGGUCGAGUUCGAAAGGUCAUCUUCGAAUCGGCGAAGAAAUGAACCCCCAGUUGCUCCUCCGCGAACAUCAUCUACGCAGCAAGGAUCGUCUUCUGCAGCAAACCCUCGAAGAGCGGCCCGUGCCGAGGAGCGAGCUGCAAACUCGCCAAGACGAACGGGAGAUGGUGGUAGAACGAGCACAGGCGGACAGUCGGACCCCGCACGAGCAGGAUAUGACGAUCCGAGUUCCCGAAGUCGAAGAGCGGCAUCUCAACACCUGGAACCUGCUCAAAGACCGAGUAGCAAUAGGGAUCACAGACAAACCGUGACGACUACGAUGCCUGUCAGAUCUGCUACAAACGCUUCCUCGAAGCAGCCGUCUCGUGAGGCCAGUGAAGUACUUAAUCGCGUUAUCGUGUCUCAGCCCGAGGAUGAUAUUGAGAGAGAACAAGAGCGCCUGAACGAGGCCCAAACCCAGUCUGGACGCCGAGUUGCCGAUGAGGAUAGCCAAGCUCUUAUAGCCGCAAAUGAUGUACCUGAAGAGACCCGCCGCGGAGGUCGAAGUCGCCACGACCAUUCGAAGCGCGAAAAGGGUCAGAAAUUUGGAGAUUAUUAUCUAGGAAAUGUGAUCGGAGAAGGUGAAUUUGGCAAAGUGAAACUCGGCUGGAAGCAAGAUGGAGGCGUUCAAGUCGCUAUCAAACUCAUACGGCGAGAUAGCGUGGGAAACAACCCGUCCCGGCUGGCCAAGAUCUAUAGAGAAGUCGCGAUUUUACGCGGAAUCUCACAUCCUAAUAUCGUUAGAUUACAUGAGAUGUCCGAGACGGAGCGUCAUAUCGGAAUAGUCCUCGAGUACGCCUCUGGUGGCGAGCUUUUUGACUACAUCCUCAAUCAUAGAUUUUUAAAGGAUGGCCCUGCUCGAAGACUUUUCGCCCAACUUAUAUCGGGAGUCGGAUAUCUUCACAAGAAAGGAAUCGUCCAUCGAGAUCUAAAGCUGGAGAACCUUCUUCUUGACCGAAACCGUAAUAUUAUCAUCACCGACUUCGGAUUCGCCAAUACUUUCGACCCGGCGGAUGAACUAACAGAAGAUGAAGAGUUGAAUCUAUCCGACCGUGAUUUUGUGAAGCGCAUCGGUCUAGAUAAGACAAAACCGAACGGAAUGCGUAGAGGCGAUCUGAUGCAAACAAGUUGCGGAAGUCCCUGUUACGCGGCACCCGAACUAGUUGUCAGCGACUCGCUCUAUACGGGCCGGAAAGUCGACGUAUGGAGCUGCGGAGUUAUAUUGUAUGCUAUGCUCGCAGGAUAUCUACCAUUUGAUGACGAUCCCGCCAACCCUGAGGGUGACAAUAUUAAUCUUCUCUAUAAGUACAUCGUAAAUACUCCGCUCACUUUCCCGGAAUAUGUUACUCCUCACGCGCGAGAUCUGUUACGUCGCAUACUUGUUCCAAGCCCGCGAAAGCGUGCGGACCUAUUCGAGGUGGCUCGGCAUAGUUGGCUGAGUGAAUAUGCGCACGUUGUUGAAUUCAUUACCAGUAGUACAACUACAAGCAGCGAGAUUCAGAACACAACCGUGCCGACUGAGGAUGAGGAUGUUGGAAAUUUGGCAAGGAGCGCAUCUGUUAGAGAAGCGACGAAAACUAAACCAUCUAAUGCAGCUCCAAGUGAUCCGGCGCGGAAGCAGGGCAAAUCCGAUGCAGAAGAGCAAACGUACGGCAAGCAGAAGGAUAAUAAGCGACGAACCGUACAAGUUGAAUAUGUGGCUCCUGUCACUCAGACACAGAGAGGAGGCGAACAGUCGGAUGUUCAUGCGUCACCGCGCGGAAAGACUCGGGCUCGGUCUUCCAGCCAAGGUCCAGUCGAGGUACAUUCUUCGCCUACCGACAAGCCCCUACCGAGAGAUCCACCGGUCUCAAGGGACGACUAUGCUACACCUUCCCGAGACUCUCGAAAGCCGCCGAGCACGCAACGGCGAGACGCACCGCCCCCGAGAACGAAUAUACCCCGUGCCCCGUCCGAUCAUGCUUACAUGAGCACCGCUGCCCCCAGCACAUCGGCCACGAGGCCUACUACUGGAGGCUCGAUGCAAUCGACAGCCUCUAGACUAGCCUCAUCUACACGAGGAUCGUACGGUCAACCACUACCCCCAACCGUUGCCGGUACUAACGUUCAUGGAAGCAUACAACAACCUAAAGGUUCCAAGAACUACGUUAUCUCGAACCCGAUCCCUCAAGAGGCUCCCGACAUGGAUUUUGGUCGACCAAGCAUCAGCGUGCCUUCGAAAUUCGCGCAGGUUUCGGGCUUUACUCAAGGACAGCAGCAGUCGGGCGAGGUCAAAGGCCACCGCAGAUCUAACACUAUCGGCGAAAUCGGAGGUAAGAUCUUCGGUCGCAGUGGAUCGAUCUUUGGAGGUCGCAAGAAGCGCCCGGAUCAAGGGGAUAAAUCAUCCAGGAAGUAUCCCCCGAUCAGUAUGGCGAACGCGGUGCCUGGCGACUCGAGGACUUCUAUGGAAUCCCGUGCUUCUCGGAGAUCCUUCUCUUUGGGACUCGGUAGAAAGCGAAGUGGUAGUAUCUCCGGGUCCCAAGCGUCAUUCGAGAAACCGCAGAACCGCCGUUUCUCCCUAAUGAGGGCUAUAGGCCUAAGCAAAGAAUCUUCAACGCCACCCCCCGAGGCUUCGCAGCAAGAUCUACCGAUUCAGGAGCCACCCGAGGUGGACGAGUAUAAUCAAUAUGUCGAUCCGCAGCAAGGCUAUGCCAACGUGGGACAGCGGUACGGAGAUGGAACAUAUGAGCCUUUACAAUCACCGCGGCCAGAGCCAGUUCGAGGAGACCCUAAUGCUAGCCCUGUUCAAUCGCGAUUCCCGGCUAAUACGAGACCUACGGCACCUACGGCAAUUCCUUCCUAUUUGCAGCAGGGUGCGGUCCUAAAUUCAGAAUCCGAAUCGUCAAUUGAACAACCACAGCGAAAGCCACAACACCCCUCCCCCUACCAGGUUGGCUACGACUCCGACCAAUAUGAUGGACGCCAGGGUGCGCGUGGAAGCGGAAGAGGCGUCUUGCAGAAGAAUAGGAGAUUUGUAGACGCCUACGACGGCGAGGAGUACGGAAGACCUCACGAUCAUGCCGGCAGUAGCGGCGCGGCGAAGAGAGUGAUGGACUUUUUCAGGAGGCGGGGCCGAGCACGAGGAGGCGAGCCUUAAAGAGUCUUCGGGCAUUUUCAAAUAGGGUGCGCCUAGUCAUUAAGAGAAGUCUAUUGUCUACUCGAACAAACGACUUUGGAGGUGCACUGGUGCGCCCAGACGACAUCAAAACUGUUUCUGGAAUCUUUGGAAUGCUAAUGAUACCUUGUUUUUCGCCAAUGCCUAUAUCCUACGUUACCUACCUUGUAAUACAAGAGACGCAAACCUUUUUCAGAAACCAAUCUUAAUAUUCUAUCCGUCGAGACAUGAGACAGAUCGCGGAAGGCCAGGAAAGACGGCAGGGGAGUUAGCAAGCGACCCCCUUCGAGUGUAGUUGGUAGACAGC
This is a messenger RNA of Daldinia vernicosa, 4429 nucleotides long. RefSeq lists its product as uncharacterized. Lineage: Eukaryota; Fungi; Ascomycota; Sordariomycetes; Xylariales; Hypoxylaceae. The transcript is spliced from 3 exons. Gene Ontology annotation, biological process: intracellular signal transduction; protein phosphorylation; microtubule cytoskeleton organization. The record is from RefSeq and is a predicted model, not a curated record. Gene Ontology annotation, cellular component: cytoplasm. Bases 640 to 4104 code for a protein of 1154 amino acids. Gene Ontology annotation, molecular function: ATP binding; tau-protein kinase activity; protein serine/threonine kinase activity.